CGCGGCCCGCCCGCGGCGCCGAGCAGGACCGGGCUCGUCCGCCGGGCUCCGACUGGCUGGAAAUUCCCGGCCGCGGCGGCUCCUCCCCCGCAGAAAUCCCCUCCGCCGGGUAUAUGCGUUGCGCCGCCGCCGCCGCCGCCACUCGCGGAUGUCUGCCCGCUGCCGCCGGCCGUAGCGCAGCCGCCGCCGCGCCAGCGCCAGCCGCCCGCCGCCCGCCCCGGAGCCGCGGCGCGGAGGCGCCCCCGCCGACAUGAUCAGCGCCCGCCGCGCCGCCGAGCUGCCGGCCAUGGAGGGCCGCGAGGCGCCGCGCAAGGAGCGCGCGGCGGCGCCGCCGCAGGACGACCGCCACGACAGCGGGCUGGACUCCAUGAAGGACGAGGAGUACCGGCAGCUCGUGCAGGAGCUGCAGGACAUCCGCCUCCAGCCCCGCGACGCCCCGGCCUGGCCGCAGGGCGACCCGCCGCCGCACGCCUGGGCCCAGCAGCUCACCGAGGACGGCGACACUUUUCUCCACUUGGCGAUCAUUCACGAAGAGAAGGCCCUGAGCCUGGAGGUGAUCCGGCAGAUGGCCGGUGACCGGCCCUUCCUCAACUUCCAGAACAACCUCAGCCAGACUCCGCUUCACCUGGCUGUUAUCACUGAUCAACCUGAAAUUGCUGAGAAUCUUCUGAAGGCCGGAUGUGACCCAGAAAUCAGAGACUUCCGAGGGAACACGCCACUCCAUAUCGCCUGUGAGCAGGGCUCCCUCAGAAGUGUCAGCGUCCUCACACAGUACUGCCAGGAGCACCACCUUUUCUCUGUCCUGCAGGCAACCAACUACAAUGGACACACAUGUCUCCAUUUGGCAUCUAUUCAAGGGUAUCUGGCUGUCGUUGAAUACUUGCUGUCCUUAGGAGCAGAUGUAAAUGCUCAGGAGCCAUGCAAUGGCAGAACUGCACUACACUUGGCUGUAGACCUGCAGAAUUCAGACCUGGUGUCACUUCUGGUGAAACAUGGGGCAGAUGUGAAUAAAGUGACCUACCAGGGCUAUUCCCCGUAUCAGCUCACGUGGGGAAGAGACAACUCCAGCAUACAGGAACAGCUGAAGCAGUUGACCACAGCUGACCUGCAAAUGUUGCCCGAAAGUGAGGACGAGGAGAGCAGUGAAUCGGAAUCUGAAUUCACAGAGGAUGAACUUAUAUAUGAUGACUGCCUUAUUGGAGGACGACAGCUGGCAUUUUAAAGCAGAGGUUCCUGUGAAAGGAAGUGACUGUGUACAUAUGUAUAGGAAAAGGACUGGUGUUCUUCAUUUAAAAAAAAAAACAAAAACAAAAUGUGGAAGAAAAAAGUACUGAAAUACUACACCGCCCAGCAAGGAGCACUUAAUUCUCACAGCAAGGUUCCACGUUCCAACCUGUGUUUAAAUAACAGGAGUGGAUAUGUAAUGUCACUAGAAAUCUGUGAUUAUGUACACCACUUGAUAAGGAACCCUGUAUCCAAACUUAUUAACAGUAUGAAGAAAACAGACUACAGAUGCAACAGACUAUUUACAGAAAUGCAUUCAAGAUCUGUCUAUAGAUGUUAAAUACUACAAGGAAUACUCGUCCAUCUUCUUGGAAACUGUUUUCUAGAUUUCUGUUGGGCUGGUGAUACUUCACCUUACUGACUGACCUUGGCUGCUCCUUGUGGGGUAUAGCAGACAGAGGAUCAACCAAAGGAAUGACCUCCUGGCUGCUAUGGGAAAGGUAGCAAUCAUGUUAACUGUGGGCAUUGGAAACAAUGUGUUUCACACAAUGUGUGUCAUAAUUGCUACACUUCUUAGCAAUUGUAUAGCUUGUAAAUACUGUACAUUUUGUUUAUAAUUAUUUUGGUACAUGUGAGAUGUAUUUAUUAAAAAAUGUCAAAUUAC
Dromaius novaehollandiae (emu) is the source of this 1888-nucleotide messenger RNA. RefSeq names its product NFKB inhibitor alpha (gene NFKBIA). Bases 251 to 1222 code for a protein of 323 amino acids. Gene Ontology annotation, biological process: toll-like receptor 4 signaling pathway; cellular response to tumor necrosis factor. NCBI's taxonomy places the organism in Eukaryota, Metazoa, Chordata, Aves, Casuariiformes, Dromaiidae. The transcript has 6 exons. Gene Ontology annotation, molecular function: NF-kappaB binding. Gene Ontology annotation, cellular component: cytosol. The record is from RefSeq and is a predicted model, not a curated record.